AUGGUUGAAGAUUCAAAUGAUUUAGAUUUUGAUUUAAAUGAUUUUAAAAAGGAUAAUAAUAAUAAUAAUAAUAAUGAUAAUAAUAAUAAUAAUAAUACAUCAACAACUAGAUCAAAAACUCCAACAACUGGUAGAGCUUCUGGUUUAAAAAUAAGAUCUUCAACAAAUACUACCCCAACAACAACAACUACCACUACUACUACAACUACACCAAAUAAAACACAAUCAUCAUCAUCAACAAGCUUAAGAUCAGGUUCAUCAAUAGGUAAUAGAACUGAAGUUAGUAGUUCAAUAAAAAGACCUUUAGAUGCAUCAAAUAUAAUUAGAAGUAAAUCAAGUUUAGGUACAACCAGAAAAGAUGUUAUUACUGGUGGUAGUGGUGGUGGAGGUGGUGGUGGUAUGAGUACUUCAUCACAAUCACCAAUAUCAAAAACACCAACAACAAUGAUAACUAAAACUGCAUCAUCAUCAAGUCCAAAUUUAGCAACAUCGACACAGUCUGGUAGAUAUAGUAGUAUUGGAACUAGAGCAAUUACAACUUCAUUAUCUAAACAAUCAUCAAGUUCAAAUUUAACUAGAUCAUUACCACCAAUUAUUAAAUCACCAAUUUCACCACCAGGACCAACACCACCUGCUCCAACUUUAACAAAAUCAAAAUCAACUCCAUCUUCACCACUUUCAACUCCUACACCUUCAAAAUUAUCAUCAUCUACUAAUACAACAACCUCAACCUCAACAACGACAACCUCAACAACACCAACUAGAAGAAUAUCAUCCAGUACUACAUCUUCACCAAUUGGUUCCACAACAACAUCUGCUUUAAAAAGACCUUCAACUUUAACUUCAACUCCUAAAUCUUCAUCAUCAUCUUCAUCUUCUUCUUCUUCCGCCACUUUAUCAUCAACUAAAACACCAUCAACUACAGCUACAAACUCAACAACAUCAAGUGCAACAAAAAAAUCAUUUAUUACAAAAACAAACCCUACAGAUGAACAAACUACAACUCCAAAAUCAAUAACUAAAACAACAACAACCACAACAACAGCAAAUUCAACUUCAACUUCAUCCAUAAAGAGACGAUCUGAUAAUGUAGAUGAAAUUGAUAUAGAGUCAUUGGAAAUUAGUUUAAAUCAAGAUAAUAAAUUAGCGUUUAAUGAAAUUUCUGAUGAAAUUUCGAAUAAUUUAAGAGAUGCUAAAAAAGGUUUAUCUUUUUAUGAAAAAGAAUUAACUUUGGACGACUUGGAAAAUAACAACAACAAUAAUAGCAAUAGCAAUAGUAAUAGUAAUAGUAAUAAUAAUAGUAAAAGAAGUAGUGUUUCAUCAUUUACAAAUAGUAUAAAAGAAUCAACUACUGCUGAUGUAGAUUUUAAUUGGUUGGAAGAUUCUGUACAUGAUAGUUUAAUUGAUGAUGAUGUUUUGGAUUUCGAUGAAAAUAAUAAUAGUACUUAUAUACCAAGAAAUAAUAAUAAUAAUAAUAAUAAUAAUAAUAUAAUUAAAGAACAACAAGAACAACAAGAAGGUGAACAACAAGAAGAACGACAACAAGAACAAAUUUUAGAUGAAGAUGAUGAAUUAAUGUUUUAA
Messenger RNA from Dictyostelium discoideum AX4, 1584 nucleotides. RefSeq lists its product as hypothetical. The transcript has 2 exons. The record is from RefSeq and is a predicted model, not a curated record. The coding region runs from base 1 to 1584 and encodes 527 amino acids. Lineage: Eukaryota; Evosea; Eumycetozoa; Dictyosteliales; Dictyosteliaceae.